GGUCUCUACCAUCAGACAAUCAGACAACAAACAGUCAUCAGAUCCCAUUGUCCAAGUCUAACCAGACUAGUUUCAUUUUUCUCAAAUGGGUGCUUCAACAAUGGCUCUGUCCUCUCCUUCUCUGGCUGGCCAAGCUGUGCAGCUCAGUCCAGCUGCAUCUAACCUCCUCGGUGAGGGCAGAAUCACCAUGCGCAAAACCGCAGCCAAGUCCAAGAAUGUGUCGUCUGGCAGCCCUUGGUACGGCCCAGACCGUGUCAAGUACUUGGGGCCAUUCUCCGGUGAGGCUCCAUCUUACCUCACUGGAGAGUUUCCAGGUGACUACGGCUGGGACACAGCUGGGCUCUCAGCUGAUCCCGAGACCUUUGCCAAGAACCGUGAGCUCGAGGUCAUCCAUUCAAGAUGGGCCAUGCUCGGGGCUCUAGGAUGUGUUUUCCCUGAACUCCUAGCUCGUAAUGGAGUCAAGUUCGGAGAAGCUGUUUGGUUCAAGGCUGGAGCCCAGAUAUUCAGUGAGGGGGGACUAGACUACUUGGGAAACCCAAGCUUAGUCCACGCUCAAAGCAUUUUGGCAAUCUGGGCAACACAAGUUAUCUUGAUGGGUGCAGUUGAAGGCUACAGAAUUGCGGGAGGGCCUCUCGGUGAGGUAGUAGACCCAUUGUACCCCGGUGGGAGCUUUGACCCCUUAGGGCUUGCAGACGAUCCUGAGGCUUUUGCUGAGCUUAAGGUGAAGGAGCUCAAAAACGGAAGACUGGCCAUGUUUUCCAUGUUCGGAUUCUUCGUACAAGCUAUUGUUACCGGAAAGGGACCGAUUGAGAACCUAGCUGACCACUUGGCUGACCCUGUUAACAACAAUGCUUGGUCAUAUGCCACAAACUUUGUUCCCGGAAAGUCAGAGAGGUCUCAACACUUUCCACAAAUGGCUUCCUCAACAAUGGCUCUCUCCUCCCCUUCUCUAGCUGGCCAAGCUGUGAAGCUCGGUUCCUCUACAUCUAACCUCCUCGGUGAGGGCCGAGUUACCAUGCGCAAAACCGCAGCCAAGUCCAAAAAUGUUUCAUCCGGCAGCCCAUGGUACGGCCCUGACCGUGUCAAGUACUUGGGCCCAUUCUCCGGCGAAGCCCCGUCUUACCUCACUGGAGAGUUUCCCGGUGACUAUGGUUGGGACACAGCUGGGCUCUCAGCUGAUCCCGAGACCUUUGCCAAGAACCGUGAGCUCGAGGUCAUCCAUUCCAGAUGGGCCAUGCUAGGCGCCCUAGGCUGUGUUUUCCCCGAACUCUUGGCUCGUAAUGGGGUCAAAUUCGGCGAAGCUGUUUGGUUCAAGGCUGGAGCUCAAAUCUUCAGUGAGGGUGGAUUAGACUACUUGGGAAACCCGAGCUUGGUCCAUGCCCAAAGCAUUCUGGCAAUUUGGGCAACACAGGUUAUUUUGAUGGGUGCGGUAGAAGGCUACAGAAUUGCCGGUGGGCCGCUCGGUGAGGUUGUAGACCCUUUGUACCCCGGCGGGAGCUUUGACCCAUUAGGGCUUGCAGACGAUCCCGAGGCUUUUGCUGAGCUCAAGGUGAAGGAGCUCAAGAAUGGAAGACUGGCCAUGUUCUCGAUGUUCGGGUUUUUUGUGCAAGCUAUUGUUACAGGAAAGGGACCGAUUGAGAACCUAGCUGACCACUUGGCUGACCCUGUUAACAACAAUGCUUGGUCAUAUGCCACAAACUUUGUACCCGGGAAGUGAAAAGCUGAGAACUUAGGAGCGUUGGCUACUUGGCGGUAACAAAUUGUGUGCAAUUGUUAUGUGCUUAUGUUAUGUACUUAUGUUCAUCAUGUCAUGAAACCUGAUGUAAAUUUGAACUAGUAUGUCUGCGAUUUAAUUUUCACCUCACUUAUUAUUAUUUUA
Messenger RNA from Rosa rugosa (rugosa rose), 1879 nucleotides. RefSeq lists its product as uncharacterized. The transcript has 2 exons. Gene Ontology annotation, cellular component: plastoglobule; chloroplast envelope; chloroplast thylakoid membrane. The record is from RefSeq and is a predicted model, not a curated record. Lineage: Eukaryota; Viridiplantae; Streptophyta; Magnoliopsida; Rosales; Rosaceae. Gene Ontology annotation, biological process: photosynthesis, light harvesting in photosystem I; response to light stimulus. Bases 86 to 1717 code for a protein of 543 amino acids.